Molecule: messenger RNA, 1135 nt
Organism: Astrephomene gubernaculifera
Lineage: Eukaryota; Viridiplantae; Chlorophyta; Chlorophyceae; Chlamydomonadales; Astrephomenaceae
Source: the annotation of a GenBank genome assembly
GACGGCGCCCUGCCCGCCCCGCUGCUGGCCGCACUGCGGGGAGCGCUGGGGCCGGGGGGGCGGUUCUGGCGGGAGCACGGGUACGGCCGCGUGGGCUACUUCUCCUACAUGCAUGAGCUGGGCUCCCCCGCCCUCAGCGCCAUCCACCAGGCCGCCACCCUGCUUCACCGCCUGGUCUCGGAGCGCUUCCCGGCCGCCCGGGCCGCGCGCUUCGCCGAGUGGUGGGCGCACUGCCGGCCGCACCCCUCGGGCCACCAGCUGCACUUCGACAGCGACGACGAGGGCGAGGGGGGCGUGCGGAACCCCUUCGUGUCGUGCGUCAUCUACCUGACGGGCGGUGUGGGCGGACCGACCCUGGUCACCCCGCAGGUCCUGGGCGGCCCGCUGGCCCCGCAUGGCUGGCUGAUUUAUCCGCGCGAGAACCGGCUGGGCAUGUUUGAUGCAACCUACCUGCACGGUGUGCUGCCCGGUCGCGGCCCCAGCCCCCGGCCUGGGGAGUUUCGCAUCACCCUCAUGGUGGCGUUCUGGAGGGACAUCCAGUGCAGGCCCCGCACCGACGGCCUGCCCGGCCCCUCCCAGCCCUUCCCCACCUCCUCCCCCGACUCGCCCCCCUGCCGCUACUCCUGGAUGGCCGACCUGCCGCCCCACCCUGAGGGCCCCGAGGGCUGGGGCCCCACUGCCCCCGUGGACGCGGCGCCCACCUUCAUCGACCGCGUGUGGGAGCGGCUGGACGGGCAGGCGGUGCAGCCAGGGGCAGUGCAGUGCUACGACGAGUGCUUCCAGGGGUUCUGAACCCGCUGCUGGUGAUGGAGGGGGUCGUAGCGGUAUCACCCGCAUGUGGUGCUGGGAACGGACUGAUGGCGUGGGGGUGACAUGACACAUGAACUAGGGCUUUGUGAUUGGGGUGUGCGUCGGGAGGGGGCGCCAUGAGCAUGGAAGAGACUGGUCUGUGGUAGCACUGGAAAGCGGCAACUGGCUUGAGGGGUGGUACGGUACCUGGCAUGUGCGGCAUCUCACGGUGUUGCGCGUUAUUAGUUGUGAGGAGGGCAUUUAAUCACCGCAUUGGGAACCCGGUGCGCUUUGCAGAGUCGUGCUGUCUGUUUGUGCUGUUGGCGCAGCAGAUGUAGGUCACCUG